Molecule: messenger RNA, 1031 nt
Organism: Peromyscus leucopus (white-footed mouse)
Lineage: Eukaryota; Metazoa; Chordata; Mammalia; Rodentia; Cricetidae
Product: glutathione S-transferase A6
Exons: 7
Coding region: 161-829 (222 amino acids)
Biological process (GO): xenobiotic metabolic process; glutathione metabolic process
Cellular component (GO): cytosol; extracellular exosome
Molecular function (GO): glutathione transferase activity
Source: RefSeq, a predicted model, not a curated record
GCCCUGAACGGGGUGGGUGUGGCUUCUCCCCAACGGGACUCCUCCCUCUUCUCCCGGAUGGAGUCAAUCUGAGGACUAAACAUUUGCACUUGCGGCUCUUUACUGCUGUGGAAGAAAAGAGAAUUCUCCAGCAAGUUAGUGAACCUGAGGAGCUACAACAAUGGCGGGAAAGCCCUUAUUUCAUUAUGAUGAGGCCCGGGGCAGAAUGGAGUCUGUCCGCUGGCUCUUGGCUGCAGCUGGAGUAGAGUAUGAAGAGAAAUUUAUACACACCAACGAGGACUUGGAGAAGUUAAGAAGUGAUGGAGUUUUGAUGUUCCAGCAAGUACCCAUGGUGGAGGUGGACGGAAUGAAGCUGGUGCAGAUCAGGGCCAUUCUCAACUAUUUUUCCAGCAAAUACAACCUCUAUGGGAAGGACAUGAAGGAGAGAGCCCUGAUUGAUAUGUAUUCGGAAGGUUUGGCAGAUUUGAAUGAGAUGUUUAUUCUCUACCCAUUUGACCCACCUGGGGUCAAAGAAGCAAACAUCGCCCUGAUGAAAGAGAAAGCGACCAACCGUUACUUUCCUGCCUUUGAAAAGGUGUUAAAGAGCCAUGGACAAGACUACCUCGUUGGCAACAAGCUGAGCAAGGCUGAUAUUCACCUGGUUGAAAUGAUCUACAACAUGGAAGAGCUGGAUGCCAACAUUAUAGCCAACUUCCCUCUGCUUCAGGCUCUGAAAACCCGAAUCAGUGACAUGCCCACCAUAAAGAAGUUUCUGCAGCCUGGCAGCCAGAGGCAGCCUCCUGUUGAUGAGAAAAGCAUACAGAAGACAAGGAAGAUUUUCAAGUUUUAAGGAAAUGACAUGGACCCAGCGCUACACCUCCAUGUCGAUCCUGAGAACUGUCAGUGAGCUUUCUCACUUAUGCUAUCAAUGAAUUAACGGGCUCCCAUGGCAUAGCUUAGUGUAAACACUUUUAUUAGGAUAUGCUGUGAGAUGUUUUCUAAUUUCCUGACUUAACUCUUUCCUGUAAUAAAAAGUUUAAUAAAAAUGAAGA